CCUCGCCGCGUCUCAGCUACCUACCUACCGGCCAUGAUCGGCACCUUGGUCCCGCUGCUCGUCGCGGCAGCCCUGGCCGCCGCCUCGCCCCUCGGCCAGGACAUGGUCACGAAGCAGGCGCUGAGAAAGGCCUCCAGCGGCUGGGAGUUCAAGGCCUCCGCGCCGGCGGACCUGACGCUCAACAUGCAAAUCUCCCUCAAGGAGCAGAACAUGGACAAGCUGCAGCAGCGGCUCCUGGAGAUGAGCAACCCGGAGCACGCCGACUACGGCAAGCACAUGUCCAAGGCGGACAUUGAGGCCCUGACGGCGCCGUCGGCGGCCCACGUCGGCGCCGUCAGGAAGUGGCUCGAGUCGCACGGCGUGCGGGCGGGCGACGUCGUGAGCGGCACCCUCGCCGUGACGAUGUCGGCGACGCAGGCCGAGGAGCUGCUCGGGGCCAAGUACGGCGUCUACUACCACGCGCAAAAGGGGGUGUACACGGUGCGCACCACGCAGUACAGCCUGCCGCGGGACGUGCACGACGCCAUCGCCAUGGUCCAGCCGACGACCCUGUUCAGCGACAUGAACAUGUCCAACGGGCGCACGCGGGUCACGGCCUUGUCCUCCCGUGUGGCCAGCGGCGGCGUCGCGGACGGUGCUGACAAGGCCGUGAGCUGCGAUCAGGGGCUCACCCCGCCGUGCCUGAGGGAUCUCUACAAGAUCGAGGGCUACACGCCCCAGGCCAACAAGACGACCAUUGGCAUCACGGGCUACCUCCAUGAGGUGGCCGGCAAGGCGGACCUGCAGUCGUUCCUCCAGCAGUACACCAAGAUUCCUUCUGACGCCACGUUUGGCGUGCAUCUCAUCAACGGUGGCACAAACGACGGCAACGGCACCGGCGAGGCCAACCUCGACACGCAAUACGCCAUGGGCCUGACGUACCCGAUCCACAACGACUUCUACUCGACGGCGGGCUCGCCGCCCUUUAUCCCGGACGCGAGCACCCCCAACAACACCAACGAGCCGUACAUAGAGUGGCUCAACUACAUGAACGGGCUCGACAAGGUGCCAACGACGGUGACGUCGUCGUACGGCGACAACGAGCAGACGGUGCCGCGCGACUACGCCGAGACGGUGUGCAACCAGUUCAUGAAGCUGGCGGCGCGCGGCGUGAGCGUCCUGGUGAGCUCGGGCGACGGGGGCGUCGCGGGCGGCCAGACGAGCAAGUGCGUGAGCAACGACGGCAAGUGCACGAGGAAGUUUUUGCCCACGUUCCCCGCCAGCUGCCCCCUGGGCGUCACCGCCGUCGGCGGCACCACCAAGAGCAACCCCGAGGUCGCGGCCGGCCUCUCGUCGGGCGGCUUCUCCGACUACUUCCCCGUCCCGGACUACCAGUCGGCGCAGACCAAGGCGUACAUUUCCGGGCUGGGCGACAAGUACGCGGGCUUGUACAACCGUGGGGGCCGCGGCAUCCCCGACGUGGCGGCGCAGGCGGAGCGCUUCGUCGUCGUCAUCGGCGGCAAGAGCCACCUGCUCGCGGGCACGAGCUGCUCCUCACCCACGUUCGCGUCGGUGGUGGCGCUGCUCAACGACUACCGCGUCGCCGAAGGCCGCGCGCCCCUGGGCUUCCUGAACCCCUGGCUGUACAGCAAGGGCCACGCGGGGCUCAACGACAUCACGCAGGGGACGAACCCGGGGUGCGACACGGAGGGCUUCUCGGCGGGCAAGGGCUGGGAUCCGGUGACGGGCCUGGGGACGCCCAACUUUGUGGAGCUCAAGAAGCUCGUCUAGUGGCGGGUUUGUUGCCUGACGAUGGUGAAAUAGGGGUUACACCAAAUGUGCUUCGUACAUAUAUGCAUGUAUAUGCUGUCUUUGCGAGCAUGGGUAGACAUGAAGACGGCCUCAUCUACAUGUACCUAGAAACAACAACGCAUAGCGUCAAUAAGCACACGUCUCUACCUAGCAUUUGAUCAUGUCGGAUCGAGAAGAAGCGGCUACAUGUGGGUGCCGCUGCACGUUGAGCGAGACGAUGUCGAUUCACACAAGUCAUGGAUGAGAUACAUUGACAUCAGAAUCAACGCACAGCCCC
Molecule: messenger RNA, 2068 nt
Organism: Purpureocillium takamizusanense
Lineage: Eukaryota; Fungi; Ascomycota; Sordariomycetes; Hypocreales; Ophiocordycipitaceae
Product: Tripeptidyl-peptidase I
Exons: 3
Coding region: 34-1770 (578 amino acids)
Biological process (GO): proteolysis
Molecular function (GO): tripeptidyl-peptidase activity; serine-type endopeptidase activity
Source: RefSeq, a predicted model, not a curated record